Closterium sp. Naga37s-1 is the source of this 3951-nucleotide messenger RNA. NCBI's taxonomy places the organism in Eukaryota, Viridiplantae, Streptophyta, Zygnematophyceae, Desmidiales, Closteriaceae. The record is from the annotation of a GenBank genome assembly.
AUGACAACAAAGUCAAGCACGUCCCCACGUGCAUUACGCGCUGCUCGACGUGGAAAGGCGUUGCCGCAACACGAGCGGGAGCACGAGGAGCUGGGGGGACGGGAGGAAAUAGCAGCACACGAGGAGUCGGCGGCUGAUGCAGCUGAGGCUGGGGUAGCGGGAAUGGGGUCUGCUGCUGGGACUGCUGCCGCCUCUGACGAUGGCUCAGCCUCACCCUCGGCUGAGCGCCCGAAUGCGCCGCCGCUACCAGGGGACCAGGGCCAGAGCAGGGCUGGGGAGGAGUCACAGACGGUGUUGGGAGAUUCGCCGUCACCACUCGGGGCGGCGGAGAUCGCGGUGGUCGUGGCUAAGGCAGUGAGGCGACCGGAGCGACCCCCGAAUGAAGAGACUGCGCCGAAUGCCGCUGCGUCCGCCGGAACGUCUACUGCUGCCGCGGCCGCAAACAAGCAGGGGCACGCCCAGGCGGGGAGCGGAAGACUGGGUCCCGGGACCGGCGCCGCUGCUUGCGCCGCUCGCGGGAAGACGGGGAAAAGGCUCCGCGUCCAGCCAGCACCGAGGCGGCCUGGAGCAGGGCUGGGACCUGGCGCCCUGGGACCCCUCCUGGGCUGGCUGCUGCAAGGGCAGCCGCCACGAGAGCCAGAGCAUCCGCCGCCAUCUUCCUAUCGCCCGGUGAUCAACGCUGAAGUGGAUGAGGCUGAAGGUCCCGCGGUACAACAAGCGGAAGUGACAGGAACGGCGGGAGCGGCAAACACGGCGGCACCAGCACCACAAAACACGCGGCGCUCGCCACGACUAGGAGCGGUGACUUGGGGACCGCCGCGAGGAGGCCGAACGUCGUGGAUGCCGGUCGGGCGGGGCGGAACUACGGGUAGCACGAGACCCCCGACGGGCAGAGGGAGAGGAGAGCGUGGGGCCGCUGGGCGUGGCGGGCGUGGAGGACGAGGAGCCCGCGGGGGACGAACGAUCGUGGGCAGGGUUGAACUCCCAGUGCGGGCGGGGCCCUGGCGGGAGAGGCACGAUAGGCCAAAACUUGAAACUGCUCCAGCGAAUGAGGAGGCAGCAGACUCUGACAACUCCGGGAAUGACCCCGGGUUUAUGGGCGGGGAGGAGGAGGAAUCAGAGGAUGUCUCACUGGAGGAUGAGGAGGGAGAGGGAGCGCCUGCCACCGAGGCGACGGUUGUGCCUUUGCCUGCCACCGAGGCGACGGAUGUGCCAUCGCCGGCCGACCUGGCAGACGUCGAAGCCAUCUGGCAGACAGCGGGGGACUGGGACGUGACCCAGAUGCAGCGUGGAGACCAGCCCUUCUUGGUUCGCCUCGUACCCCCUCAGAUCCUGGACAGCUACUGCCUUUGCCUGCUGGCAACACUCCUUCGACUGAAGAAAUUUCCCGACUGCGCGGGUGCCUGGAAGGUUCUCCAAUUUCUGCCGAGACUGACCCUGCGCCCACCUCCCGAACCGGUUUUUGGAAGCAGGUGGGCUCGGAUCGAGGCUCGGCUGCACCAAUUCAAACUCGGCAACUUCGAGGAACUUUUCGAGGAAGCAAGUACCAUCCCCGAAACGGAUGCCCCGAUAAGACACCAACCGGACGAUGAGGGCCUCUGUGCAAGGGCUGAAGGCCUUAUGAAAAAAGGCAGCAUUUCCAAGGCAGUAACCGCGUUACUCACCAGUCCCCUGGCAGAACCAACCCCCGCCACACUUGAGGCCCUCCUCGCGAAACACCCCCCGGGUACGUGCGACAUCCCUUCGUGGGUAACAGGCACCACCUCGUCGGAGCUGUCGGCACCGAUUGACUCUGUUCGCGAAAUACUGGCGAGUUGCCCGAAUGGGGUGGGCGGAGGGCCUUCAGGAACUUGUUUCGAACACAUUCGGGAUCCCGCGCUAGCUAACGAGGAGAUCCUAAUCCUAUUCACCCAGCUACUAAACCGCCUCCUUAGCAGUCCGAUCCGUGACCUGCUCCUCCCAUCGCGCCUCAUUGCACUGGAGAAGCCAAAUGGAGGGGUGCGACCGAUAGCGAUUGGGGAGGCCCUGCUCCGUGUAGCAUCGAAGGCAGCAUUACACGCGCUCGGCCCCAAGAUCCGAGAGUUCUUCCUCCCCGUACAGUUUGGGGUGGCGGUUCAGGGGGGCGCAGAGUGUCCGGCUGCACGCCCCAAGGGGGGUGAGGCUCCCAGUGAGGGUCGGGAUCAGGAGCGGUUGGUGGACGCUCAGGCGAAUCCCAUCCACGCGGGUAAGGGCGACGGGGAGGGGGGAACCGGAAGGCGGUCUGCGGGACGGUUGGCACGAGGGGAUGCUGACGCCGAGGUUGCCGCCACGGAGGUGGCGCCGGCGGAGCAGGGUCUUCAACUAGCGCCUGAGGAGGAGCGACGGGAAGCACAACUGGUACAGGAGGCGCAGUCUGGGGCGGCGCGGACUCGAUCGGCGGCGGCAGCGGCGGCGCUGGGGCCUCCGCCGAGGCCGGUGUUGACGGCUGCGGCAGCGAGGGCACAGGCGCGGAGGCAGUUGACUGCGCCAACGGCUGAAGGGCCGUCCCCGACGCUGACGAAGUCUGCUGCAGCGACGUCACAGACUGGGACAUUCGGGGCGGGAGCUGCAGUGGCUGGGACUGCGCAGCCUGGUUUGGAGGGGACGGACCCAGUGGCCGGACCGCCGGCGGCCCAUACUGGCGCUGGGGACGAGGAGGGCGGCGGCGGCGGAAGGAUUGCCCGCGAGGCCGUAGUUGGGGAGGUGCCCGUCCCCGAGAAAACCGGAACAUCGGCUGGCGAGGAGCCGGUGAGGGAGGAGGAGGCUGGGCGACAGCGCCGCCAACCCCGGCCGCAACUACAUCCGCGGCGGCUCGGAGCAGGGCUGGGACUUGCCCGCCCUGGACCCCUGGCGGGAUGGGAGAGGCAAGAGGACUUGCCGGACGGUCCGGCUGAGGAGGAGGCCGCCGCUUGCCUGUCAUCCGGCCGGCCGGUGAACGCGGCGGAGGAAACCCGUGAGGAGGAUGCCGACCUGGCGGAGGGAGCGGACCAGGAGGAGGAAGUGCUACGCCGGGCGGAGGCAGAACGCAGGCGGAGGACUGGAACGAGCCGUCAGCGAGCACUGCAGGACCAGGCCGACGAUCGCGCGGCAGGCCUACAGCCGUCAAACGCGGCAUCGAGGGCGGCGGGUAGAGGCAGGGGGAGAGGGCGGACCAGGGGGAGAGGCAGCCGAGAUCUGGCGGGAGCUGUGGCGAGGGAGAAAGCCAGAUCUGGUUUCUGGCGGGAACGACAUGGGAGGCCAGAGGAACAGGGUGAGGAGCCAAUGAAUGAAGAAGAGGGGGAGGAAGGGUCAGACUAUAUGGCAUCACAGGAGGCGGAAUCAGAAGAUGCCUCGUUGGAGGCCGAACGUGGGGUGCCCAUCCCAGCCACAGAGAGGGGACAGGGGUCUGGACAGGGACGGAGAGAGGAGGGUGCUGACGUGGGGGAAUCCGCACCGCAGCAGCCCAACGAGGCUGCCAGCAAGGAGCGUAAUCCCACCAUCAUCGUGGAUGAUGAGGGCACGUGGCUGAGGGUACACGCAUGGGAUCUGGGGCCACUGCAGUCCAGCGCGCAACCCUUCUUGCUCCACAAAGUAGUAAACGGGCUUCUUAGCGCGUACCAGAACGUGCAGCUGCAAGACCUCCUGCUCCCAGCCAGGUUGAUAGCGCUCGAGAAGCCGGACGGGGGCGUGAGACCCAUAGCGAUUGGCGAGGCGGUUCUUAGAAUCACGGCCAAGGCAGCACUUCGCGAACUCGCGGCGGAGAUCCGCGGGUAUUUUCUCCCGGUUCAAUUCGGCGUCGCCGUCCCCGGACUUGCUGCUGCAAGGAGCCGACAUACAGGUCCACCCUCUCCAACGAGUGGCGGCGCUGCUGUCGCCACACGAGGAGGGGGGGGCGAGUGGGGGGAGGACGACCUUGCAAGAUCUGCGGAACAGGCUCCCCGAAUCAGCGCGUGA